Molecule: messenger RNA, 3838 nt
Organism: Pogoniulus pusillus (Red-fronted tinkerbird)
Lineage: Eukaryota; Metazoa; Chordata; Aves; Piciformes; Lybiidae
Gene: CNGA3
Product: cyclic nucleotide gated channel subunit alpha 3
Exons: 10
Coding region: 1169-3385 (738 amino acids)
Biological process (GO): monoatomic cation transmembrane transport
Cellular component (GO): intracellular cyclic nucleotide activated cation channel complex; plasma membrane
Molecular function (GO): protein-containing complex binding; intracellularly cGMP-activated cation channel activity; intracellularly cAMP-activated cation channel activity
Source: RefSeq, a predicted model, not a curated record
GUUUAUAGCUUUUUCUGGGCUCUGUGAAAACGGAUAAUCUGAACCGGCCAGGUGAUAUUCGUGGGAAUGCAGACCCUUCAGGGAGCUUCAGUGCAAGAUGAGGGAAGCACGCUUCCCGGCGCAGGCGGAGAGUCGGGAGUCAGGACAGGUCCCUCCAGGAGCUCAGAGAGAGAGGGUUCGAAGACCUUUAAGAUCAUUGAGUAAGAACCCUAUCCAGCACAACAUCGAACAGAAACGCCGCCUCGCCAAGGAAAAGGUGCCGCUGGUGUGGGGGAUAUUAUCUCCUGACCAUACCCCCUCAGACAACAGACGCGGGGCAUGAGGCCAGCCACCCUCCGCUCCCUGGCGCCUGACGAGGGGUCCCCGGCGGAGCCCAGCUCGGCUCUCGCCGCAGCCCUCCUGCCCCUAAAGGACGGAUCCGCGUACGGCCCGGCCCCUCUGAGCAGGGGCGGUUUGUGCGAGGACGCGGCGGCAGGGAAGGCUGCGGGGAGCCGGCUUUCUCUGGCGGUCCCGAACUCUUCUCUCGAGCAGUGGCCGACCCCUCUGGGGACGCCGCGGAGCCACCCCACUCCGUCUGGCCUCUCCCCGCGCCAUGGGGCGGUGGCUGAGGAGGCAUCAGCAGAGCAGCGAACGCGGCGGGGAGGCAGACUGCGCCGGCGACAGCACUGCCUGGCCGAGAAGGACUGCGGCUCACGCAAUUUGCACGCCGUGUCCAAGCGCUGCCACCCCAGGCAGGGAGGAAGGGAUGAGCGCCCGCCCGCAGGCAGCUCCGCCCCGCAGGUACUGAGUGCCUCGGGGAGGAGGCUGUGUGUCGCUGCCCGGAGGGGAGCUGUGGGGUCGGGGGCAGCCGCCUGGCAGGGUCACGUCUCUUUCCCUGUGGGGACGGCGUCGCCGCCCGAGGCUGCCGAUCUUCGCCCCGCCGGCGGCCCCGGGGCGGCCUUGCACUGCUCUGCCCGUGAGGGGCUCUCAACUUUACGCGGCGUGGCAAGCAAUGUGCUGCGGAGCCGCCGAGCCGCUUUGACGUCUUGAUCCUCUCCGAGAACUUAACAGGAUCGCAAAGCCCUUCGAGCGGCUUUUCCCGGCAGACCGGCAGACAGACACAACCGGAGUUUCCGUUGAGGAGGAAAGCGUGCCAAGCUGUCAUUUAGAUGUUGAUAUGUAAAGCAAAAUGGCAAAAAUCAACACCCAGCACUCCUACCCUAGUAUGCACAGAUCGUCUGUCAGAACUACUGAUGAAGAUAUUGAAAGGAUUGAAAAUGGCUACAUCAGAACCCAUUCACUGUGUGAGGAUGGAUCUUCAGAACUGCAGAGAGUCAUCUCUGUGGAGGGAAAGCAUGUAUCUGAAUCCCAGACGAGCUCGUUCACGGGCCAGGGAGCAAUGGCAAGGCUAUCACGAUUUGUUGUGUCUGUGAGGUCAUGGGCCACAAGGCAUUUGCACCGUGAAGACCAAAGACCUGAUUCUUUCCUAGAACGUAUCCGAGGGCCAGAGCUUGUAGAAGUGUCCAGUAGGCAAACUAACAUCCGCUCCUUUCUGGGUAUCCGAGAGCGGCCUGGGGGAGCAAACAGUCACUGGCCCUUAGCCAGGUUUAACGUCAACUAUAGCAACAACACCAACGAAGACAAAAAGGAUGAAAAGAAAGAGGUUAAAGAGGAAAAGAAGGAGGAAAAGAAAGAGGAAAAGAAGGAGGAAAAGAAAGAGGAAAAAAAGGAGGAAAAGAAAGAUGACAAAAAAGAUGACAAAAAGGAUGAUAAAAAAAAAGAUGAGAAGAAAAAGGAGAUCUUUGUCAUAGACCCGUCAAGUAAUCUUUACUACAACUGGCUGACUAUAAUUGCAGCGCCUGUGUUCUAUAACUGGUGUAUGCUAGUGUGCAGAGCCUGCUUUGAUGAGCUACAAAUUGACCAUAUUAAAUUAUGGCUACUCUUGGAUUACAGCUCUGAUAUCAUCUAUGUUUUUGACAUGUUUGUCAGGUUCAGGACAGGCUUCCUCGAACAAGGCUUGCUAGUUCAGGAUGAAAAGAAAUUGAGAGAGCACUAUACCAAAACUAUCCAGUUCAAACUGGAUGUGCUGUCUCUGCUGCCAACAGACCUGGCAUAUUUGAAGCUUGGUUUGAACUACCCUGAGCUACGAUUUAACCGCCUGCUGAGGAUUGCUCGCUUGUUUGAGUUUUUUGACCGUACUGAAACCAGGACAAAUUACCCAAACAUGUUCCGUAUUGGCAAUCUUGUCUUAUACAUCCUUAUCAUCAUCCACUGGAACGCCUGCAUCUACUUUGCAAUUUCAAAGGUCAUCGGAUUUGGAACUGACUCUUGGGUCUAUCCCAACGUGUCCAUUCCAGAGUAUGGGCGCCUGUCUAGAAAGUACAUUUACAGUCUGUACUGGUCUACGCUCACACUGACAACCAUCGGAGAAACACCUCCCCCAGUGAAAGAUGAAGAGUAUCUCUUUGUGGUCAUUGACUUCCUGGUGGGCGUGCUCAUCUUUGCCACCAUUGUCGGUAACGUGGGCUCCAUGAUUUCCAACAUGAAUGCCUCCAGGGCAGAGUUCCAGGCCAAAGUGGAUUCCAUUAAGCAGUACAUGCAUUUCCGGAAAGUAACGAAGGACUUGGAAGCCAGGGUUAUUAAGUGGUUUGAUUACUUGUGGACCAACAAGAAAACAGUGGAUGAGAAGGAAGUUCUCAAAAAUCUGCCUGACAAGUUGAAAGCCGAAAUUGCCAUCAAUGUCCAUUUGGACACACUGAAGAAAGUGCGUAUAUUCCAGGACUGUGAAGCUGGACUGCUCAUUGAGCUGGUGCUGAAACUGAAACCCACUGUCUUUAGUCCUGGGGACUACAUUUGCAAAAAGGGAGAUAUUGGGAGAGAAAUGUACAUUAUCAAAGAGGGCAAACUGGCUGUGGUGGCAGACGACGGCGUAACACAGUUUGUAGUCCUAAGUGACGGCAGCUACUUUGGUGAAAUCAGCAUCCUAAACAUCAAAGGUAGCAAAUCUGGCAACAGGAGGACAGCCAACAUAAGGAGUAUUGGUUAUUCUGAUUUGUUCUGCUUAUCUAAAGAUGAUUUAAUGGAAGCCCUCACAGAAUAUCCAGAAGCCAAAAAGGCUCUAGAAGAGAAAGGGCGACAAAUUCUCAUGAAAGACAAUUUAAUAGACGAGGAAGCAGCAAAAGCAGGAGCUGACCCGAAAGACUUGGAAGAAAAAAUAGAAAAACUCGAAACAGCUCUGGAUACGCUGCAGACUAGAUUUGCAAGGCUUAUGGCAGAGUAUACCUCAGCUCAACAAAAGGUGAAGCAGAGACUUGCCAGAGUAGAAACUCGAGUGAAAAAAUACGGCAGUGGCACCUUAUCGGUUGGAGAAGGUGAGGCUGAAAAACCUGAGGAGAAAAAGCAGUAAUGGAGUAUUUAGAUUUCCUCAUUUGUUGGAGAGGGCUGAAGGGUGUGGAAGCCAUAAUGUAUGUAAAUAAGUGUGUGCAUACAUAGACAUCAUUAUUUUUGUAUGAACUCAAGAGAAUGGUUUAUAGCAUUUUUAACUGAAGCAGUAUUUUCUUGUAAAUAGAACAUUGUCACCACCUUCUUAGGGGGAGAUUUGAUCUGGUGUUUGGUACUUUUUUGUACUGGGAGGGGGUUUCUUACAGGUCACGCUCAGAACAUCUGUUGUACAUGGCACAUGUAGGUCUUGCUACAUCGUCUCUUCCCAUGCGAGUUGCAUUAAGAAGGCAUUGUACUUUAAGUAGAAGGGGUUGGGUCUUUUUUUUUAGGGGCUUAAAAAAACUAUUUACAGGGACAUGCUCCACCUCACAACCUAAGUAGUUGAUUAAAUGCAUGGAUGCACAUCUGUUUUUCUCAA